GUUGCGGGGAGUCAAACCAUUUUUUAAUUUUCUGGCUCCCAGCCCUAUACUUCUAUUUUAGUCUAGUCUAGUCUAGUAUAGUCUAGUGUUUGUUUCCAUGCUACAAUCCCUACACUGCUGAUUAAAUCCCACCCAAAGACCUUUGCUUUGAGCUGCAUCGAUCUGGGGCUGUUUGCUUUGCCUGAAGCAAAGGAACAAAGAUCACCAUUUUGUCCUUCCCUCGGUGCCGCCAUGACAUCCCUGCUGCUGCUGCUGUUGCUGCUGCUGAUCUUUGUGGUUCUUAUUCCAGGGCAACCAUUCCGGGAUCUGCAUGGCCGGCCAUUUAGGAGGAUGCAUGAAGAGACAGAACUCAGUGAGCACGAGCCCUGCCAUUUCCCUUUCCGCUUCCAACGUGAAAUGCACCAUUCUUGCAUCAUGAGUCAUUCCAUAUUUCAUAAGCACUGGUGUGCCACCACAGAGAACUACGACCGAGAUGGGAAAUGGAGGUACUGUGGGAAAGAGGAGAGGCCAAGAGGACACUGUGACCCUAACCCAUGCCAGAACGGUGGGGACUGUGAAGCUAGGCGAAUAGGAUUCCAUUGUAUCUGUGCAGCUGGCUUCCAUGGGAAACACUGUGAGAAAGAAGACUGCUUUGGAACUAAAGGACUGCUGCACAUUGGCAGGAAGGACACCUGGGUGCGGCACCGGCCUACUGGACCAGAGGAGUGCCAUUGCGCAAGGAAGAAGCUUGUCUGCAAGCCCAUGCAUGCAAAGGCAUGCGCAACAAACAAUUGUAUGAAUGGAGGCCGCUGUCUAGAAGUGAAGCACAGCUCGGUGUGCAGCUGCCCUGAAGGGUUUUCUGGGCCACUGUGCGAUAUAGAGCACACUCAGACCUGCUACAGAGAGAAUGGGCGGCUAUACCGAGGCAUGGCCCACUACACUGUCUCAGGGGCACCGUGCCUCCCCUGGGACUCCCCACUCCUGUUAAAUGAGUUCUCCAGCAGUAUGAACAACUCAUCCAUCUUUGGCCUGGGGCCACACGCCUUUUGCAGAAACCCAGACGGUGACAGCCGCCCAUGGUGUUAUGUGCUGCGCAAUAUGCAGCUCAGCUGGGAAUUCUGCAAUAUCACCAGCUGCCAUCCCCAAUAUACAGAUACCAUGGCACCAACGGCAGCAGUACCUCUGGCAUCUUUGGAAAGAGAGUCAAUGGCUCCGAAGAAGCCUGAGAGCGUCAGGCCAACAGCUGGACCAAGCCAAACUGUCCCCAUCCCAGCUCCAGUGUGUGGGCUGCGCUUUCCCAAGACCACCACCUCCUCACGCAGUCGUGUAGUGAGAGGCAUGGUGGCACUUCGUGGCUCCCACCCCUACAUGGCUGCCAUCUACAUAGGGGAUCAAUUCUGUGGAGGAAGCCUCAUUGCUUCCUGCUGGGUCCUGACAGCUGCACACUGCCUAGAGUUCAGGCCAGAUGUUUCCAAGAUUUCAGUGGUGCUGGGCCAGACCCAAUACAACAGAAGCACAGAUGGCUCCGUGAAGUUCCAAGUACAGAAUUAUCUACUGCAUGAGCAUUAUUCUGAGAUCACCAAACGCCAUGACAUUGCACUGGUGCGAUUGAAGGAGAAGAUGCCAGGACACUGUGCUGAGUUGUCACACUCCGUCUUGCCAGUGUGCCUACCAAAUUCAACAGAGACAUUUGACACCAGCAAGCCAUGCCAGAUCGCAGGAUGGGGACAUAUGUAUGAAGGAGCCGACAAACUCUCUGUGUACCUGCAGGAGGCAGAUAUGCCUAUCAUUCCUCAUGAGCAGUGUCGUUCCGAAGAGGUCCAUGGGACCCACAUUGCAGAAGACAUGUUGUGUGCUGGGUACAUGGAUGGAAGAGCUGAUGCUUGUCAGGGAGAUUCUGGUGGACCCCUGGUGUGUGAUGAGCAAGGCAAGGCCACACUAUAUGGCAUCAUCAGCUGGGGCACAGGCUGUGCACUGGAGAACAAGCCUGGGGUCUAUACCAGAGUCACUCACUAUCUUGACUGGAUCCAAAACCACAUGCGUUAGCAAGCCUGAGAUGGCAGUUUCACAAAACCAAAACCUAUGCAGCUGCCUUUUGCGGGGGUGGGGGGAUGGAUGGGGGUACAGUGUCUUUCUCUGCAGCUAUUGAUCUGCUCUGUGUAU
Podarcis raffonei (Aeolian wall lizard) is the source of this 2142-nucleotide messenger RNA. RefSeq names its product coagulation factor XII (gene F12). The record is from RefSeq and is a predicted model, not a curated record. Gene Ontology annotation, biological process: zymogen activation; blood coagulation. Gene Ontology annotation, cellular component: rough endoplasmic reticulum. The coding region runs from base 232 to 2025 and encodes 597 amino acids. NCBI's taxonomy places the organism in Eukaryota, Metazoa, Chordata, Lepidosauria, Squamata, Lacertidae. The transcript has 14 exons. Gene Ontology annotation, molecular function: calcium ion binding; serine-type endopeptidase activity.